This is a messenger RNA of Nicotiana attenuata, 936 nucleotides long. RefSeq lists its product as uncharacterized. The record is from RefSeq and is a predicted model, not a curated record. The coding region runs from base 1 to 936 and encodes 311 amino acids. The transcript has a single exon. Lineage: Eukaryota; Viridiplantae; Streptophyta; Magnoliopsida; Solanales; Solanaceae.
AUGCUAAAACAGUUGUAUGUGAACAUCCCAUUCACAGAGGUGCUCACCCAAAUGCCUGCCUAUGCCAAAUUUCUGAAGAAAAUCCUUUUAAGUACAAGGAAGAUAGAGGAAAUGAUAGUGGUCAAACUCAACGCGCAUUGUAGUGCCAUCCUACAGAAUAAAAUUCCUCAAAAGUGUGGGGAUCCCGGCAGCUUCACUAUACCCUGCUUUUUGGGGAGUGAGAAAUUUGACAAUACCCUGUGCGACUCAGGUGCAUCCAUUAACUUGAUGCCAUUGUCUGUUUUCAGGAUAUUAGAAGGAGAACUAGGAGUGAUAAAAUCUAUGCUAGUAUCAUUGCAACUAGCUGAUCAGACCACUAUUAUACCAGAGGGAAUAAUCGAGAAUAUUCUGGUGAGGAUAGAUAAAUUUAUUUUCCCUGUGGACUUCAUCAUAAUAGAUAUGGAAGAGAAUAAGGAGGUACCCCUAAUUUUGGGGAGACCAUUCCUUUGCACCGACAGAGCAAUCCUUGACAUAUAUGAGGGUCAGCUUAUGCUAAGAUUGGAAAACAAAAAGGUGAUCUUUCAAAUUAAAAGAAUGAUGAAGUACCUAUGUGAUGAGGCUUCUGCCUAUGCAUAUUUCAAACUGGAUGCGGUAGGGGAGUUAGCUAAAAAACACAAGCUGGUAGGUGAUUCUUUAGAAAGAUGCAUUACUCAAUCGAGUAUAGCAGAUGAUGAACACCCUGAGAUCAACAAAGAGGCUGAGGCCCUGGAUACUGAAGACGAAGUGGUAGAUGAAGAGGAAUUAGAGAAAGAAAUGGCUAAGCCAAAGAUGGAGAUGAAAUUACUCUCGACCCAUUUAAAAUAUAGUUUUCUUGAGACUAAUAAUUUUUUUGUGAUUGUAUCUGCUGAUUUAACAGGUGAAGGAACACAUGCUGGUGAAAUUAUUGCAGAAGCAUAA